This is a messenger RNA of Eublepharis macularius, 3283 nucleotides long. RefSeq names its product family with sequence similarity 76 member A (gene FAM76A). Bases 227 to 1213 code for a protein of 328 amino acids. The record is from RefSeq and is a predicted model, not a curated record. NCBI's taxonomy places the organism in Eukaryota, Metazoa, Chordata, Lepidosauria, Squamata, Eublepharidae. The transcript has 10 exons.
UGCCCAUAACCUUCCUUCUAUCCUCCUCUCUAUGGUCCGCCUCGCUUCUCGCGAGAGCAAGCGACGACGAGGUUAGCCCUCGGAGAAGUCCUCUCGCAACUCCGCCAGAAGUCCUGCCAGUGACGUCACUCCGGCUCCCCUCCGCUUCCUCCUCCUCCUCCAGCUUCUUCCUACAACACCCGGCCGGGCCCGCCUCAAACUCCUGAGUGACGUCUCCGGAGAAUCAAUGGGCCUCCAGGAGUGUCGGAUUGCACAUCCCAUUGUUAAAUGUACUUACUGUCGAACUGAAUUCCAGCAAGAGAGCAAAACCAACACGAUAUGCAAGAAAUGUGCUCAGAAUGUGAAACUUUACGGGACGCCAAAACCUUGCCAGUAUUGCAACAUAAUUGCUGCCUUUAUUGGUAACAAAUGCCAACGUUGUACAAACUCUGAGAAGAAAUACGGGCCUCCACAUUCCUGUGAACAGUGCAAGCAGCAGUGUGCCUUUGACAGGAAAGACGAUAGGAAAAAAGUGGAUGGGAAGCUUCUGUGCUGGCUUUGCACCCUGUCCUAUAAACGAGUCUUGCAGAAGACCAAAGAGCAACGUAAACACUUGAGCAGCUCUUCCCGAUCAAGCUUGCAAGAGAAGGAACAGUAUGGUAGGCUCAGUAGCAGUGGCCAUUAUAACAGCCAGAAAACAUUGUCUACAUCAUCAAUUCAGAAUGAAAUCCCAAAGAAGAAACCCAUGUUUGAUGCCAUAUCAGCCAAUGGGGACAGCGUUCCUUCCUCUCCCGAGAUGCUUUGCCCCCCUAUCCAGAGUGCCCCGUCCGUGUUGGUGCAGUGGGCUGCUUCCCAACAGAGUCUCGUUGCCCAUGAUUGUCCUGUUUCUCAAGGCACUGACAUCCUGAAUUUUUCUCCAGACCUUGCCUUGGAUUCUCCCGGCACAGACCAUUUUGUCAUUAUAGCUCAGUUGAAGGAAGAAGUGGCCAGUCUAAAGAAAAUGCUACACCAAAAGGAUCAGAUGAUCCUGGAGAAAGAGAAGAAGAUAACUGAGCUGAAGGCCGAUCUACAGUACCAGGAAUCGCAAAUGAGGGUUAAAAUGAAUCAAAUGGAAAAGACUCACAAGGAAGUAACAGAACAAUUGCAGGCCAAGAACAGAGAACUCCUGAAGCAAGCUGCAGCUUUGUCCAAGGGCAAAAAGCCUGAGAAGCCAGGAGCAAUCACCUCCCCUUAAACGCAACACAGAAAUCCAUCCCACAGUAAAGGAGCCUUUGGGCUAAGACUCACACCACUUCUGGUGGAAUCUUUCCUGAUCCUCACUUUGACUAACGUUGCAACAGACAUGACGGGAACCUGUUGUGCGCAGCCACUCAGUAGCAUGCUUGAGUGUUGAGUGUUUGAUAAUGCACUUCUCCAGCAACAAGGGAUGCAUCCCACUAUCCCCGUCCCUCCAGGUUCCCCCCACUCAAAACACUCGCAGCGUGGACGUUUUCAGAAUUGGUUUGAUUAUCACUGCCAUCUGGCCUGUAAGGAAAAAGGGAUUGUGUUGGAAACAAGAUAUUCCUGCUGUUGUUCUCUCUCUCUCUGUCCUGGGCAUACAGACCUGGAAGUACUUUUCAGUGUUCUGCUUGCGUUUAGCAUUUGAAAGGGAAAUUCUUAACUCUCCUUACUCAUGGAGCAUUAGGCCAGAAUGCAAAAGCAUUUCCUUUAUUGGAGGGGGCAGGAUUCAAGGUUUGGAGGGAGUUGCAUUAAACAAAAACAGUUGCCAUCUAGAUUUCUAAUGAGUUAGCCCUUUUCAAACACAACAUUAGGAACAUUAAUUUGGAGGGAAGAGGAUUUUACCCGUUUUAUUAUGCUAAUAUACACAGCUUUUUUAUUUUCAAAGAAUAGUGGUAGGUUUGGGGUUUUCAUCAUCAAGAUUUGAUCUCUUUCUUCUGUUUGUUUACACUCUUGUGGGGAGGAAAGGGUGAAGGAGAUGGAUCGUCUGCUAGGAUCGAGUGUAAGGUGAGACCAUUCCCAAGAAAUAACGGGGUGUAUCCCAACAAUAACAACACACAACUAUGCACAGUGGUUUUUGUGAGCGUGUUAAGGAAUGUCUGUCCAAUUUUCAGUUAACACGUCAUCGUACAAGAGGACAAGAGCUGUAGAAAAAGAGGAUGGAUGUUCUCCAAAACGAUUUUGACUCCAUGAGAGAAGGGGACUGUUGGGAACUCCAUUGAAGUCAACAGGGAAUCUAAUGGCUUAGCUUCCUGUCCUAAUCACUGGAGAGAGUUAAAUGAUUUCAGCCCCUCUUUUAUCCAUGCCUAAAGGCAUCUCUCUGGAAACAUGGAGUAUUCAGAAUAAGAUGCACUGCCAACACUGGGGCAAGGCAAGAAGGUCUCUGGCCAAAUUGUUCCCUUAUUCAAGGCCCUGGCCACAGAACUUGUUUAGGGAAAGAGACCUGACCUUGGAAGUGUGUGCCAUACAGCAACUUGAGCUGAAAAAUUGCCCUUAAAAAAAAACGGACACUACUCCAUCGAGAGUUUUUAUGGAUAUUUUAAAUAUAUAUAUAUAUAUAUAUAUAUAUAUAUAUAUAAAGGAUGUUUUUCUUUUAUAGCACUUUGAAGAACCAUGAUCCUUGAAUGUGGAAGGAAUAAUAUUAAAAUGAAUUCUCUGCUGUAGGUUACUUAUAUUUUGUUGGAGGUUUUUUUUUAUUAAAAGUGACUCAGCCUAUUUUAGAAAUCAUCAAGCUGGAAGAGUAUAACAGUGAAGACCUUAAUUUUUAUACAUAAAAUGUUCUUACGGAGAAGAGAACCUGAUUCACGGACGUUUUAAAAAAAAUUGAUACUGAUUUUUAGAUUCUUUAGUCUAUAAAAACGAAGACGAAGAAGGGGCUUUCUGUAAAUAGUGUCUCUUUUCUCAAUGGUGUCAACUCGAUCAUGCAUUUUAAGUGAGUGAUUUAUAGUAAUGCUAUUUCUCUUGUUUGUAAUAUUGAUGACCUUAAAAGAAUGCUUUUGAUUUGUACAAAAAAUGUAAAUAUUGUGUGUAUGGGGGGCGGGGGUGUUUAGGUUUGGGAAGGGGAAAUCCUUCAGUGGUUUCAUGUUCUGAUAUUUUGUCUAUAAUCCUUUUUCUGGUCAAGUCAGCCAAUCUCUUCUUGGUCUUGGGCCUAAUCCAGCAUAGACCCUGGCCGUUGAUGCCGGUGCUAUUGUGGAAUUUGAUGUAUGUAGAGGAUUAAACAGUAUUUUCUGUAACUAGGGUUUCUUGUUCUGUGAGACUCCUUCAGUAUUGCCACAUAACUGCAGCUAUUGUUAUUUUAAAAAAUGAA